This is a messenger RNA of Equus quagga, 990 nucleotides long. It is a transcript of the gene CNTD1, whose product is annotated as cyclin N-terminal domain containing 1. The transcript has 7 exons. The record is from RefSeq and is a predicted model, not a curated record. The coding region runs from base 1 to 990 and encodes 329 amino acids. Lineage: Eukaryota; Metazoa; Chordata; Mammalia; Perissodactyla; Equidae. Gene Ontology annotation, biological process: reciprocal meiotic recombination. Gene Ontology annotation, cellular component: site of double-strand break.
AUGGACAGACCUGUGCGGCCAAGCUUGGCCUCCCUCAGCGACUUUCAGUUUGGAGCUGUGACCACUGAGACGAUUGAAGACGCUCUGCUCCACUUGGCCCAGCAGAACGAGCAAGCCGUGCGGGACGCUGCUGGCCGGCUGGGCAGCUUCAGGGAGACCCGGAUCGUGGAAUUUGUUUUUCUCCUGUCUGAGCAAUGGUGUCUGGAGAAAUCUGUGAGCUACCAGGCUGUAGAAAUCCUAGAAAGGUUUAUGGUCAAGCAGGCAGAGAAUAUUUGCAGGCAAGCCACAAUCCAGCUGAGAGAUAAGACAGAGCCUCAGAAUUGGAGGGCUCUGAAAGAACAACUUUUCAACAAGUUUAUCCUGCGUCUUGUGUCAUGUGUUCAGCUGGCAAGCAAACUUUCCUUCCAUUACAAAAUAAUCGGCAACGUUACAGUCCUGAAUUUCCUCCAGGCUUUAGGGUAUCUACACACUAAAGAAGAACUGCUGGAGUCAGAACUUGAUGUUUUGAAGUCCCUAAACUUCCAAAUCAAUCUGCCUACUCCCCUGGCAUAUGUAGAGAUGCUCCUGGAGGUUUUAGGAUACAAUGGCUGUUUGGUCCCAGCCACACAGCUGCAUGCAACCUGCCUGACCCUACUUGAUCUAGUCUAUCUUCUACAUGAACCCGUAUAUGAGAACCUGCUGAGAGCUUCAAUUGAGAACUCCACACCCAGUCAGCUGCAAGGGGAAAAGUUUAUUUCAGUGAAGGAAGACUUCAUGCUGUUGGCAGUAGCAAUCAUUGCAGCAAGUGCUUUCAUCCAAAACCAUGAGUGUUGGAGCCAGGUUGUAGGGCAUUUGCACAGCAUCACUGGCAUUGCCUUGGAGAGCAUUGCUGAGUUCUCUUAUGCAAUCCUGACUCACAGCGUGGGAGCCAACACUCCAGGGCAACAGAAGCCUGUUCCUCCCCACCUGGUAGCCAGAACGCUGAGGGCUGCUGCUGCCUCCAACUCAUGA